AUGUCGGUUUAUCGGAUUGCUCGAGGAUUCCGUUCGACGCUUGCCCAUUGUCCUCGUGAGUUUCAUCUGAGGCCUGUUCAUCAUCUCCGCGGUUUCGGUCUCGCUCAACCUAUUCGCAUCGUUCAACAUAUUCGCACUCAGAAGUAUUCGACCGACGAGAGUAUUUCCAAACCGGAUGAUUUGGCUAACCGAGUCACAAAGUUGGAGAAGUCUUUCAGUACCACGAUGGAGGACGGAUUCAAGAAGUUGAAGGACGAGUUGAAGGACGAGUUGAAGGAGACUUUGGAAAAGAGUUUGGCAACGACCAAUGAUGGAAUCAAAGAUCUCCGUGCAUGGGUAAGAUGGAUUGUGGGAACAUUUGGUCUUGGGCUUAAGCUAGAGUUGAAGGUUGAGCAUCAGGAAAGGCUGUUGUCUGACCAGAACAAGAAGAAUCAAUGA
Messenger RNA from Morchella importuna, 438 nucleotides. RefSeq lists its product as uncharacterized. The record is from RefSeq and is a predicted model, not a curated record. The coding region runs from base 1 to 438 and encodes 145 amino acids. The transcript is spliced from 4 exons. Lineage: Eukaryota; Fungi; Ascomycota; Pezizomycetes; Pezizales; Morchellaceae.